UCACUGCAAUAAUUCAACGACCUCAUUAUCAGGUUAUAUGCGGCAUGUUACAAAACCAACGUUUUGCAACAGGAGAUCAGCUGUGUUUUUGAACGAACUACAAGAUGUCAACUAUUUGUGCCGUUCACCGAGCUUUGCUAACUGGCCGGAAUGCCUUUCACACAGGAAAAACUAGACCAAGAAUGAGCAAUUUGGUGCCACAAUUGUUUUCAUGUUUCAAAACUGUCAACCAGAGGAAUGUUCAUUCUAUAGUAAGAACGGCAGCCCCACUACGAUUAACAGCUAAAAGUAUGACUGGUCGAUCAUGUCAGCUACUGACAGGGAUACGAAAAUCAGCCACUCAGGCUACAACACCUGCUCUUCCUGCAUACACACAGAAGGCCAUUGGCUGGUGGCUGGUCGGUUGCUCAGGAAUGGUUUUUGGGACUGUUGUGCUUGGAGGUGUUACAAGACUAACAGAAUCUGGUCUAUCCAUGGUUGAUUGGAAACUUUUCAAAGACAUGAAGCCGCCUGGGAGCCAGGAGGAGUGGGUGGCAGAGUUUGAACGAUACAAACAAUUCCCAGAAUACAAAUAUGUGAACCAGCAAAGGGAGAUGACUCUGUCUGACUUCAAGUUCAUAUUUUACAUGGAGUAUGCACACCGUAUGAUGGGUCGCAUGGUAGGGCUGACUUUCCUCCUGCCAGCAGCUUUCUUCCUUACGAAGGGGUGGGUGUCAAAGGCUAUGAAACCAAGACUGGCAAUCUAUACAGCUCUCAUAGGAUUCCAGGGAUUCCUCGGCUGGUAUAUGGUGAAGAGUGGAUUAAAAGAGCAGCCCAAACCUACAGAUGUUCCACGGGUCAGUCAAUACAGACUUGCCAGCCACUUGGGUUCAGCUUUCCUGCUGUAUUCUUUGUUUUUGUACCAGGCCCUUAAUCAUCUCCUUCCAGCUAACAAGUUACCAGACACCCAUCUAAAGCAGAUCAGCAGACUAAGAGGAAUGUCACAUGGAGUCCUAUCUGCUGUAUUUAUAACUGCCCUGUCAGGUGCCUUUGUUGCUGGUCUGGACGCUGGUCUCGUGUACAACUCAUGGCCCAAAAUGGCAGACAGAUGGAUUCCCUCAGAUCUUCUCAGUCAGUAUCCAGCCUGGAAAAACUUUUUCGAAAAUCCAACAACUGUCCAGUUUGAUCAUAGGUGUCUGGCUCACAGCACUGUAGCAGUGAUCUGUGGUUUCUGGUGGAUGUGCAGAAAGGCACCGCUUCCCCCCAGGGCUAGACUUGCUUGUAACUGUCUCCUGGGAAUGGCCUUUGUACAGGCGUCACUGGGAAUAUCAACACUGCUGAUGUAUGUUCCAACUCACCUAGCAGCCACCCACCAGUCGGGAUCAUUGGUUCUGCUCAGUUUCGCCAUCUGGGUGGCCCACGAACUUAAGCGAAUGCCUAAGUGACAUUAAAAAUGAACCAAAAAUUCAUCUUAAAAAUUUCACGAGUGUGUGGUACUUACAAUCAGUGAUGGAUCAUAAUGGAAGAACCUCUUUAGUAGUGUAGGGCCUCUUGUGAUGGCCAAUCAAAGUACUUCAGUCAUUUUGGAGUGAAUUCUUUCUGGAAUAUUGAGGAUCAGCUACAGAUGUUUAACUUGGAUAGACAAAAGAAUAGCUACUUUAUUUUGUUUGUGAUUGAGUUGACAAUGCUUUUAGCAUUUCAAGCAAUGUUCAAAUGAAAAUGUCAUUGUACAGCAGAAACAAGCCAGUGUGUGAGAAGUGUUUCAGAAAUUAUGAAACAGAAUUUAUAUGUCUGUUAUCGUUAUAUUUAUUGAUGAAAGAUCUAGGAGAUUAUACAGAUAUUGAAGCUGCCAAUUUAAAGAAACAGCAUGCAGUGGAAAAAAUAUCAGAGUGUUAUUGAGGAAUCUUUGUAUCUGUGAUGAUUACAUGUAAAAGUCUUAUUGCUAAUGACAGACUAUUAAUUACCGGGUAUACUUUUGUACAUGUGUACCUGAACCCAAUGGCAUAAGGGCCUGAGGGCUAGGGCUUGAAGGAGAGAGAUUCCUAAAUAGUUUAAACAUUUUCUUCUUAACCCUGAAAAUCAGUAAUGCUCUACCUUUUUCAUUGUAUGUAAAUUGAAUGGUCCUAAGAUGCUUUAUCAGAUUUAUAAUCUUCUUAUUUCUUUUUGUACUGAAUGUAUUUAGUUGCUCUAUUACAUGUAUAGCUGUGAUGAUCAUGCAUGUAUUUAUAAAUUAUGGAUUUGAUAUAUAAACAAUUUAAAACAAC
Messenger RNA from Pecten maximus, 2243 nucleotides. Its product is annotated as cytochrome c oxidase assembly protein COX15 homolog. Gene Ontology annotation, cellular component: mitochondrial inner membrane. Gene Ontology annotation, biological process: heme A biosynthetic process. The transcript is spliced from 10 exons. The coding region runs from base 105 to 1424 and encodes 439 amino acids. Gene Ontology annotation, molecular function: oxidoreductase activity, acting on NAD(P)H, heme protein as acceptor. The record is from RefSeq and is a predicted model, not a curated record. Lineage: Eukaryota; Metazoa; Mollusca; Bivalvia; Pectinida; Pectinidae.